Aphanomyces astaci is the source of this 1473-nucleotide messenger RNA. RefSeq lists its product as hypothetical. The record is from RefSeq and is a predicted model, not a curated record. The transcript is spliced from 5 exons. Lineage: Eukaryota; Oomycota; Saprolegniomycetes; Saprolegniales; Verrucalvaceae. Gene Ontology annotation, biological process: DNA integration. The coding region runs from base 1 to 1473 and encodes 490 amino acids. Gene Ontology annotation, molecular function: nucleic acid binding.
AUGGGCGGCGCAUUUGACAACAAGCGAGUCUUCAAACCGCGCAUGAACUUGAUCGACGAGGGCAGCCAAUCCCAUCUACCUUUCAAGUUGAAGCGACGCCAGUUUGCAGUGAAGUUGGCAUUUGCUAUGACCAUCAACAAGUCUCAGGGCCAAACGUUAAGUCGCGUGGGACUUAUCUUGCCAAGCCCGUUGAGCCCGAAGAAGUCUCAUUUCUAUCUGCGCGAGGCAGAAUGGUGUGGCAAGGAGAUUUCGGCCGAUGGAAUCACCCAUUCCCCAAGCCGAAUUCAAGGACUCGUGGAUUUGUCGCCGCCGACGACCGCGGCGGACCUCCAGCAGUUUGUGUGUGCCACCAACUGGAUGCGUGCUAGCAUCCCCGGCUACAACCAGCUGGUGGAUCCGUUGCGACGUCUGCUCGACGUGGCCACCAAGGCAGCCGGAAGCUGCAAGAAAACGGCGUUAGUGCGUGUUGCACUCCCUGCCGUGGGAUGGUCGUCCGACCAUCUCAAGUGUUUCAACAACCCAAGUGGCUCGAACGUCAACAUGGCCAAGUAUCAGGCCGACAAGCUGCAGCGAUGGUCGCUGGAGAUGCCGACCUUCCCCCGAUGGGGUUUGGCUCCGGCGGAUCAACCAGUUGUGAAUGUUCGCGAGUUGAUCCAUGUGGUGUCGCCCCUGCAACAAGUGGAUUUCGAGUGGCCGACAGCCGCUACGAUCAGCGGCAUCCAACGUUCAACCAUGGAGGGGGGAGGGACCCCCCCAAACGGCGUGGAUUGGGACGACAACGGCGUGGAUUGGGACGACGACUCCCAUUUUUACGUGGACCCAGACGGACGAAUCUGGAUCCCAGACGGAGCCAGCGUGAAGGACAACAUGAGUGGCUUUGUGCAGCAGUUCGCAGCAGAGUCCGCUGACUCCGCCGCGACCGCUCAGUGCCUGAUGACGUGGUUUACCACGUUCGGCUGCGUUCACACAUGGGUGCCAGAUGGCGGCUCUCACUUCAAGAACGAAGUGACCGAGAAGGUGCGGAAGUGGGUGGGUGCCCACUAUCACAUCACAACAGCCUACAGUCCUUGGGCGAACAUGACUGAAGAAGUAGUCAACCGACUAGUGCUGCGCGCCGUGAAGGCGCUGCUCAGCGAAAUGAAGCUGAACGCGGACGAAUGGCCGCACGUGUUGCCCCUCGUUCAGGGCGCCCUCAACCAUCAACCGACGUCACGAGAGAUGACUGAAGACCUCGAGGCGCAGAUCAAGUUUGGCGAUGGCGGAUUUCAUGUGGAGCGCCUGGACGAAGCGCGCUGCGUGGACGGCCAACAUCAAGUUUUGAUGAAGUGGCUUGGAUUGGACGAUGAAGUAUCGUCCUGGGAACCUGCGGCGAAUUUGCUGGACGACAUCCCAGUCGUAUUUCGCAAGUGGGCGGCGGCGAACAAGAAAGACCCUGCCGUGGCUGCCCUCAUCAAGACACUGGACUUUCCGUAG